AUGCAGAGCGUAUUUCAGCUCGCUGCGGUGCACGGCAUGCUGUACACCGGCGGCAACGUCGCCUUCGCACCUGAUGGCACGCAGCUCUACUCCCCCGUCAACAACUAUCUCUCCGCUGUGCAGCUGCAGCAGGCCGGUCACCUUUCGCUCUCCUGCAGCAACAGUACCGUGAGCUGCUUCGAUCUGUCCCCGGACGGCGACCUAGCGAUCGUGGUCGGCCAGCGCGGGUUGGGUUUCUUCUACUCCAUCUCCGCCCGCGUGGUGCUCGACACGCUUUCCUUCCCGCCGAACUGCACCAUCGCCGCCGUGAAGUUUAGCCCGUGCGGGAAGUACGUCGCGGUGGCGCUUGAGGCGACCCUGCAGGUCUACACCGCCCCAGCGAAGCGCGUCGUCAGCUUCCACGGCUGUCAUCGCAUCGAGCAGCUCCACGCCGUUCUCACGCGCCCCAUCACAAACCUCGACUGGACGGCCGACAGCGCGCACCUUCUCCUCUGCGGGCAGGACGCUCGCAUGAAGAUCGUGCCGCGGCAGGGUAAGCAGCAUCAGAAGGGUAUGGCGCUGCAGCAGAACGCGCUGAUCGGGCACCGCAGCGCCGUACUCGGGGCGUGGUUCACGAACGACGACGGGAGCGAGGUGGUGAGCGUGGCGGCGGACAACGUCGUCGUGACGUGGCACCGUGCUGCGAUUACCCGGCGGGAGGUGCUGCAGGCGAUCGCCACCGCGCAGCUGCAGGCACGCGUAGGCGAGGACAACAACGCAGAGGCGAGCGACAACGUCGAGGAUCGUGAUGACACCGCGGAAGAGGACGCCCCGUCACCCAGGAGUUUCCUGGAGCGGCAGCGGCUAGAGCAGCUGCGCCUCGAAGGGGUGCGGGUGUCCGUCGCGGACGACUCCUACCUGCCCCCCAUUCUCCGCCACGCCUACGAGGUGAAGGAUAAGUUCAUGCUCGCGCACAAAGGCAGCGUGUCCGUCACGGCCUUUCACAAGCCUCGUGGCCUGCUCGCCAUUGGCUACAGCAGCGGCAUCUUUGCCAUUCACACGCUGCCCGAGGCAAAGGGCGGGGAGCUGGCUUUGGUGCAUCUCCUCUCCAUCUCUGCGCAGUCGUUGACGGCGGCGGCCUUCUCACCGAAUGGAGACUGGGUGGCCUUCGGCAGCGCUCACCUGAAGCAGCUGCUGGUGUGGGACUGGAAGGCAGAGGCCUACGUUCUAAAGGAGCAGGCCCACUACUACGACAUCGCCUGUGCGGCCAUCACGGCCGAUAGCACGAACAUCAUCUCCGGCGGGGAUGAGGGGAAGGUAAAGGUGUGGAAGGUAGCCUCGGGGCAGUGCUUUGCGACGUUCACGGAGCACACCGGGCCAAUUACAGGUAUCAGCACCAGCGCCAGCACAAACGCCUUCUUCACGAGCAGUCUAGACGGCACGGCGCGUGGCUACGACCUGGUGCGCUACCGCCAGUUCCGCGUCUUCAGUCCAGCGGAGCAGACGCAGCUGUCCUGCAUCGCCGUCGACCCGUCGGGCGAAGUGCUCGCCACCGGCAGCAGCCAAAUGAACAAGAUCUUCCUUUUUUCGGUGCAGACGGGCAAACUUAUCGACGUGCUGCAAGGCCACGAGGCACCGAUCACCUGCGUCGCCUUCCACCCAUCCGGCACCAGCCUCACCUCCGGCAGCAUGGACCACAACAUCGUCUUCUGGGAUCUCUUUAACCAAAACGACAGCGGGGAGCGGCUGAAGGGCGAUGGCGAGGUGCUGGACAUUGGCACGGAGGUGCUGUGCGUCACCUACAGCAGCAGCGGUCGGCGCAUGGCGGUGCUGACGGCGAAGCAGGAGAUCUCCGUCUACGAGACCACCGUGGCGAACGAGCCACAGCUGAUCAAGACCUUCCUCACCGCCUUUGACGCAGCGGGUGGAUGGAGGAAGGAAGUGGGACCGAACAGUGCGAACUAUAACACGCACUUUACACGCAUCAGCUUUUCCCCGGAAGGCGAGAAGCUGUUGGCGGGCGGGGACUCGAAGUGGCUCGUGCUCUACCACGCCACACAAGGCUACGUCCUUAAGAAGUGGCCCAUCACAACCAACCUCGACGUGCAAGGGGCGGAGGAGCAGUAUCAGUGGCGCAACGCGACAGAGGCUGGAUUUCUGGACGACAUCGACGUGGACGACGACGACAUCCACCUGACGCGCCGCAAACUGCUGGAGAUGCCCGGCAGUCGUCACCGCCACUUCGCGACCGGGAAGCGCAAGACGGAGCUAAAGGCGCGGGCGAUGGAUGUGGCGUUUGCCGCGACGGGGUCAGAGUUCAUCGCGGCCACCACCGACGGCUUGCUACUCUUUUCCAUGCGUGUGUCGCGUCCACGCUUCCAGCCGCUGCAGCUCUCAGCACAGGUGACCACCGCAGAGGUGCGGCAGCAGCUGGAGAGCGGGCAGCCGGUGCUGGCGCUGAUCGGCGCGUUGAACCUCGGCGAUAACGCGCUGGGCGUGGAGUGCCUGCGCCGGAUGCCGCACGACGCGAUCCCGGUCGCCGUCACGGCCGUCCCCUCCGCUCUCUUUCCGCUGUUUAUGCGGUGGGUGAGCGAGGAGAUCGAACAGUGUCGUGGGCUGGAGCACGUCCUCCUGUGGGCACAGUCCCUCCUCCUGCACUCGAAUGAAGCGUUUGGCGGAGUGGCAGCACAGCAGGACCCGCGGGUGCUGCCGGCGCUCAAGACGCUGCAGCGUAGUUUGUACCAGCACCGUCUGCUGACGCAGCUGUCGAGGGAGAAUUACUUCUCCGUGAAGUACCUCGCCGAUGCGACCCGCAUGAGCACCUCCACGUUGGAACCUUUUGAGGAUGCCGCGAAGGAGACGUGA
Molecule: messenger RNA, 2844 nt
Organism: Leptomonas pyrrhocoris
Lineage: Eukaryota; Euglenozoa; Kinetoplastea; Trypanosomatida; Trypanosomatidae
Product: periodic tryptophan protein 2-like protein
Exons: 1
Coding region: 1-2844 (947 amino acids)
Biological process (GO): ribosomal small subunit assembly; maturation of SSU-rRNA from tricistronic rRNA transcript (SSU-rRNA, 5.8S rRNA, LSU-rRNA)
Cellular component (GO): small-subunit processome; Pwp2p-containing subcomplex of 90S preribosome
Molecular function (GO): protein binding
Source: RefSeq, a predicted model, not a curated record